Molecule: messenger RNA, 1575 nt
Organism: Varanus komodoensis (Komodo dragon)
Lineage: Eukaryota; Metazoa; Chordata; Lepidosauria; Squamata; Varanidae
Gene: INSC
Product: INSC spindle orientation adaptor protein
Exons: 12
Coding region: 1-1575 (524 amino acids)
Biological process (GO): regulation of asymmetric cell division; establishment of mitotic spindle orientation; apical protein localization
Cellular component (GO): apical cortex
Molecular function (GO): protein binding; cytoskeletal adaptor activity
Source: RefSeq, a predicted model, not a curated record
AUGUCGGCAGAGGAUCAGCACAUGGAGAAUAGCAUGCAUUUAAUUCAGAUGGACUCUGUCCAACGUUGGAUGGAAGACUUGAAGCUCAUGACUGACUGUGAAUGCAUGUGCAUUCUCCAGUCUAAACCAAUCAGCUUGGAAGACGAUGCACAGAGUGAAUGUUCCCUUCCAUCCCAACAUGGUGCCUGUAAUAAUUUACAGUCAUUGCUGAAAAGAGCUUGGAUUAUAAGCACUGAGCUGACCAGGAUUGUCCAAAAACUGGAGAAGAAUCGAUGGCAAAGGGUUCACAGCAUGACUGUCAGAGUCAACUGCCACGUCCGCUCGAUGAUCAGUGAAUAUAACACAUUCACAAGGAAUUCUUGGGAAGAAAUGCAACAGUAUGAAAAAAUGCUAGUGGAAAAGUGUUCAGAACUUACAACAGUUACGGAAAGGUGUGUACAGAUUGAAGACGAACAGAUAUUGAAAUCUAUGAAGUCUUGUAUUAAUGACACACUAACCACUGUUGCACAGUAUUUUGGCCAAUUGAUCGAACUAGCUUUAACCCAUGAAAUAAAGAACCUGGUAAAGGAAAUAAAUUCAUCAGAUAAUCUGUAUUCCGCGGAAUCAGCUACAAGCAACUUAUUCAGUCUUACCCAGGAGGGCUCCCACUUGUGUCGCAUCAUUGCGAAGGAAGGAGGCAUCGCUGCCCUUUUCAAGAUCUGCCGACAGGAUUGCUUCAGGUGUCUCUAUCCACAGACCCUCAGGACUCUGGCAUCCAUCUGCUGCGUGGAAGAAGGACUCCAGCAGCUGGAGAAGGAUGACGGGAUACUCUGCUUAGCGGACAUCCUUACUGACAGCACGCACUUGCAAGCAACCCACGCAGAAGCAGCAGCUGUAAUAGCUCAGAUUACAUCUCCUCAGCUCACCUUCACGCAGCAUCUCAGCAGCUUCCUGGAGAACAUGGAGGAAAUUGUCACAGCACUUCUCAAACUGUGCCAAGAGGCUGUCUCUGGAGAGGUUUUCCUACUGGCUUCAGCUGCACUUGCCAACAUCACAUUUUUUGAUACAAUGGCCUGUGAGAUGUUGCUCCAGCUGGAUGCAGUGAGGAUUCUUAUAGGAGCUUGCGGGGACAAGCAGAAAGUGGAUAGCCCCUAUUCUCGAGACCAGGUUGUGACAAUAUUAGCCAACAUGUCUGUCCUGGACCAGUGUGCUUCGGAAAUAAUCCAAGGAAAUGGUGUUCAGGUUUUAAUGGAAAUGCUGUUAGAGAAGUCAUCCUCUGGAAAUCCUCCGGAAGUAGCUGCUUGUGAACGCGUUCAGCAAAAAGCCGCUGUCACGCUUGCCCGGCUGAGCCGUGAUCCUGAAGUGGCACAUGCAGCCAUAAAACUCAACUGUAUUCCACGUCUCAUAGAGCUUUGCAGGUCUCCUACUGAAAGAAAUAAUAGUGAUUCUGUUCUUGUUGCUUGCCUGGCAGCCUUGCGGCGUCUGGCCGUGAUGAGCCCCGACGGCCUACAGGAGUCAGAUGUCCAGCAGCUGGUAAAGCCCAGGCUUGUGGAUUCCUUUUUGCUUUGUACCAAUAUGGAAGAGAGCUUUGUAUAA